Messenger RNA from Camellia sinensis, 1345 nucleotides. The record is from RefSeq and is a predicted model, not a curated record. NCBI's taxonomy places the organism in Eukaryota, Viridiplantae, Streptophyta, Magnoliopsida, Ericales, Theaceae.
GGGUUUCCAGAAAUCGUCGAGGAGCGUCGAGUGAGCCAUUUUCCGAGUCAACCCAGCUAUGUCAUCGUCCUCAUCACUCUCUGUCUCGGUGGAGCUCAUCACAGACUCCACCGGCGAACUCAGAUCCGAGAAAGGCCCAAAGGAGCCGAACCAUUCCCCCCUCGGCCCUCACGGACAGGACAGGACAGGAGUGUCUCACUCGCUAUCUCUCAAUCACAGCCGUCCAUCAGCGAAGUCGCAUCCACCGGCGAGCGAGGAGCGAUGGCUCACCAUCAGCCGUACGAUCCAUACUACCUCCACCAAGCACCGGAGUACGGGUUCAACAACGAUCGCAACGGCAUCAACACCCUCUUCGUUUCGGGCCUCCCCGACGAUGUCAAAGCCCGUGAGAUCCACAACCUCUUUCGCCGCCGUUCCGGCUUCGAUUCUUGCCAGCUCAAGUACACUGGUCGCGGCAGCCAGGUUGUUGCUUUUGCCACCUUUGUUAAUCAUCAAUCAGCAAUGGCAGCUCUGCAUUCCUUGAAUGGUGUAAAAUUUGACCCGCAGACUGGAUCUGUUCUCCAUAUUGAAAUGGCCAGAUCAAACUCAAGGAGGAAACGUAAACCAGGAAGUGGAGCCUAUGUUGUCAUUGACAAAAGAACUAAAACUACGGCUGAUGCCCAAGAAACAUCGAGUGAUGAUGAUUCAGGUGCUAGUGAAUCUGAUGAACCUUCUGGGGCCAACCAAUCUGACUCUGGCGAUAAGAGUGAAUUAGCAGUUGCGAAAAGUGGUGAGACAGUUGGUGGUGCUGAAAAUACUGUAGCUGCUGAAAAUGAGCAGACAGAAAAGACAGUUGAUGGUGUCUCACCAUGUUCCACUUUGUUCAUUGCAAAUCUAGGUCCAAAUUGCACUGAAGAUGAGCUGAAGCAAUUUCUAUCUCAAUAUACUGGUUUUAAGGUGCUCAAGGUGCGUGCUAGAGGUGGAAUGCCAGUUGCAUUUGCUGAUUUUGAGGAUGUUGAACAAGCUACCAUUGCCAUGGGUGCUCUUCAAGGAAGCUCGAUACCAUCGUUAGAUUGGGGAGGGAUGCACAUAGAGUAUGCAAGGUCUAAAAUGAGGAAGUCGUAGUAGAAAAGUAAGAGAGCCUUCCACCAAAUCCUCCACUGUUUCCUACUUGGAGUUCAGAGAUGUAAUGUAAUUUUGUUUCUUAGACAUGAUGAUUUAGAUGCCCUGCACUGUAAGAUAAGGAAACAUUGCUUGAUUUCAGAGUUUAUUGAUAUAAAUCUGUAGUGGUUAGGGCAUUGUAACUUUAACAUCAAUCACUCUAUAGUUUCAAUUUUGCAAAUUGUUGCCUUGAAUUAAAAAAAAA